CCAGUCUACAAAAUGGUUGCCGCCUAAGUUUGAGCAAGUUUAUAUUGGUGUAUUUGGUUAAUAUUCAGCAAACCACGUGAGAGCAGUUUAAGAUGCCGCGUGAAAUUAUAACCCUGCAACUUGGGCAAUGUGGAAACCAAAUUGGGAUGGAGUUUUGGAAGCAGCUUUGUGCUGAACAUGGCAUCAGUCCUGGGGGCAUGUUGGAAGAUUUUGCCACAGAAGGAACAGACAGGAAAGAUGUGUUCUUUUACCAGGCUGAUGACGAGCACUACAUCCCCCGGGCGGUGUUACUGGACCUUGAACCACGAGUCAUAAACACUAUCAUGAACUCGCCAUACAGUAACCUCUAUAACCCAGAAAACAUCUACCUGUCCAAGCAUGGUGGAGGAGCAGGAAAUAACUGGGCUAGUGGAUAUGGACAGGCAGAGAAACUAUAUGAAGAGGUAUUUGACAUCAUAGAUCGGGAGGCAGAUGGCAGUGACAGUUUAGAGGGUUUUGUGCUUUGCCACUCAAUAGCUGGUGGUACUGGGUCUGGCAUGGGGUCGUAUAUAUUGGAGAGACUCAAUGACAGAUUCCCAAAGAAGUUGAUCCAGACCUAUUCUGUGUUCCCAAAUCUUGAAGAGAUGUCUGAUGUGGUUGUCCAGCCCUACAAUUCCAUCCUCACUCUCAAACGGCUUACACAGAACGCUGACUGUGUGGUUGUCCUGGAUAAUACAGCCUUGAAUAGGAUUGCAGCCGAGCGGCUGCAUAUAGAUGCUCCGUCUUUUGAGCAGAUUAAUCAGUUGGUGUCCACAGUGAUGGCAACCUCAACAACCACCCUGCGUUACCCUGGUUACAUGAACAACGAUCUGAUUGGUCUGAUAGCUUCCCUUAUCCCCACCCCCAGGCUACACUUCCUUAUGACCGGCUACACACCACUUACAACUGACUCUCAGGUUGCGAGUGUACGCAAGACAACUGUCCUAGACGUGAUGCGGAGACUCCUGCAGCCAAAGAAUAUGAUGGUGUCUACACCAGUGGCCCGACAUACAAACCACUGUUACAUCUCCAUCCUCAACAUCAUACAGGGAGAGGUGGAUCCCACACAGGUACACAAGAGCCUCCAGCGUAUUCGGGAGCGGAAGCUAGCUCAGUUUAUACCCUGGGGUCCAGCCAGUAUCCAAGUGGCGCUUUCCAGAAAAUCUCCCUACAUCCCCACUGCACAUAGAGUAUCCGGACUCAUGCUUGCCAACCACACUAGUAUAUCUGCGCUGUUUCAGCGCACCAUGUCGCAGUAUGACAAGCUACGUAAGCGUGAGGCAUUCAUGGAUCAGUUCAAGAAAGAAAACAUAUUUAAGGACAAUCUCGAUGAGUUUGACGAUUCCCGGGAAUCUUUACAACAGCUCGUGGACGAGUACACGGCAGCUACAAAGCCAGACUACCUGUCCUGGGGAUCAAAACAGGCGAGUGGAGGAGACUAGUGAAGCAUAAACCUUAAAAGCAGAUGUGAUAACAUGCUUGCCAUGAAGCCACAGGACCAACAGGAAAUAGUACCAGUGAAGAUUAACAGUAGCACCAUCAGCUAUUGAUCUGAUCAACGCAACUUUUUGCCUGUUGUCUAAGUAGAAAGGUUCAAGAUGAACUUCUGAAAUCUGUAUAAGUGAUGUGUAUGAUCAAAUCAUGGUGUAAUGACUUCUCAUAGCAAAAGCUUUUUGUUCUUUGACAGUGUUAAAAACGAUUUCAUGGUUACAUGUACAAAGUAUGUCACUGAGUGAGAGUAUGUUUGUGAAGCAGUGUUUGAAAAGUGCAAUGACAUGUAGGAAAACAAAUAUAUUUUUUUAUAUAGAAAUAGUUUCAACUUAGAUUGAAGACUGCAGAAUAUUUCUAUCACUAUUCACUAAGGGCUAUUCCUUUUAAACAUAUAACCCACGGGGGGGAAAGGCACUUUUAAACUAGACCUCCCCCCUACAGAAGCAAAUUAACCGUUUGAGGGUCCUACCUCGAUUUGUUUUUAUAGAUCCGGAAUAACUCCCUUCAGAAGCGUUAUAAAAUUUGCAAGUAUAAAAGGUAAAAAAUUUAAUUCACUGAUCUUGCAUUAGGCUUUUAUGGAUGCUGUUAAUGAUGAUACAUAUAUUGAACCAUUUCUGUGUUAAUUCACAACAUUUUCCCAAGAUUUAAGGGUUACUAUCAUUUUAAUGUUACACUCUAUAGUCACUGUGUUUUAUGUUUCAAAUUAUCUUAUUGCUAAAGAUACAUUGAAAUCAUCGAUUUACCGUUAUAGGAAGAAUCACAUGGCACAUCUCCAGUCCAUCUGUCAAAGAGAGCUUGAUUUUAACUUUUUUAAACAUACCCUUUAAACAUUUCUCAGAAAUUGGCAAAAGCUCUUUCUUCAAGGGACUUUGGUCCUUGACCAAAGUCCCUUGACUUCAAAGUGGCAAAGAGAUCUCAUCAAACCUAAUGAUGCAUUAGAAAUUGAUGUGAAAUAUACUUAUCAUACAUUUUGAUGAGAAUUAGCAUAUAAUUUAUGCCAUGAACUCCUUGUUUGUUUGCUGUGCAAAAUUAAAUGGCAUAUUUAUCAUUUUUGAAGCAAGUUGAUGUGUCGUUAUUAAAAAAAAUAAAUUGGAAAACAAACAAAACAUGGUUGUACAGAUUUGUAAUUUAUUUAAAGAUCUUAUAAAGUUAUUGUUUAUAAUAUAAAAUAAUAUGUUGUGCAUUAUAAAUAUUAUUAUUGAAUAAUUGUACCUGUAAUAAUAAUUAGCACUUACAAUGUAGUAAUAAGUACUUAUAAUUUUAUACAUAUAUGACUAUCAAUAAUCAUGGCCCAAAAAAACAAACAGUCUGACAAACUCAACCAAUGAAUGGGAAUCCAACCAAUAAUUGCUGUCCAAUUUACAGCAGAUGUGCAUCAAAAGAGGUCCAUUUAUUAAUCGCAGUCUAAUCAACAUUUUAUGGUCAAACCAACAUUUACAAUCUACAAAUAGUUGUUCAAACGACACUCGUGGUCCACUCAAUAUAUAUAGCCAUCCCGAAACAAUAGUUGUCCAACCAACAGUAGCAGUUCAAACAUCACUAGCUGUCCAUUACACUAGCUGUCCAUCCAAGAGUUCAGCCAACAAAGGUUGUCAAACCAAAACUUACAGUCCAACUAUCAGGUGUUCAACCAACACUCAUGGUCCAACCAAAAUAGCGGUCAAAUAAACGAAAGCUGUCCAACAGUAGUCUGUUGACCAGCACUAGUUGUCCAUCACUGUUCACUUGCUGUCGUGGGUGUACUAGCAGCCAAACCAAUUCUAAUGGUGAUCUUGAUCGAAGUAAUGUUCUCAAAACAUAACAUCAGCAUGGUUGUCCGGUUAGCGCAGUGGUUAGCGCAAUCGCUUCUCACCUAAGUGACCCGGGUUCGAUUCCCGGCCGGGGCGCAUGUGAGUUUGGUUUGUGGUCACCAAGCCGGACAAGUGGAUUUCCUCCGGGUUCUUCGGUUUCCCCCACAACACAAGACCACACUCUCGCGUAAAAUCGUGCCAACGAGAGUGAUUAAUAUAAUGUUGUAAUAACUUGUUUCACAAUCAUUGUAAAAUGAAUAUGUUUAAACUAAAUAACAUCAGCAUAUUUGAAUCAUAUCUUUAAAUAAAAGGAAGGGAGCAUUAUAAGCAAAAGUGUUUAGUCUGUAUGAUUUAAAAAAAAAACAUAACAGUAAUCAAAUAAGAGUAGGAACAGCAUAUAUUUUUGUGAAAAUUUUACCCCACCCACCACAACCUCCUGUCUAGGUAGUGUGUCAAGCGAUUUAUAUCUUGUCAUGCAUAUCAUAUCUCUACAAUGUAUUAUAAACCCAUUGAAAUGCCAUAUAUAAUGAGAAAAUAUCAUUUAUAACAAACCUGGGGUUGUAAUUAAUCCGAUUUUAGCGCUGUUAUUAGACUUUGUUUUAACCCGGAAAGAAAGCAGUAGUUACUAUGCCGCAAGGGAUUAUGGUAUAUUGCAUAGUUGCGAUCAACGAAAAAAAAAAGUUGUGAUCAACGAAAAAACAGAAGUAUUCCGCAAAGUAUAAACAUUUCAAGGGAAGUAAUGCAAACUAUCUGUUAGAUCGGUCUGAAGGGAUUUUCACCCUUACGUCAUAUGCGAUUUAAAUUUCGACACCCCCCAUCAGAAGCAAAUUUUACAAUUUGGCAACCACCUACAGAUGUAAAUUAGUGAAAAAGACACCCCACCAUAUAUGAUUUAAAAAAUUGCCGUCCUCCCCUGGGUUAUAUGUUGAAAUGGAAUAGCCUUAAGUACAUGUCUGAAUAAUGAACAUUAACCAUUGUAAGAUAUCCUUAUUUGCCAACAUUUUAAGAGGAGUGAUAUUUCAACCUGAGAGUACUGCUUGGGCCACACUAAGUUCUAUAUUUUGACAGAUUUACCACACCUAUUUUUGUAAAGAACAAGGUGUAACAAAUAUAUUUUUCAACUGUUUUAAGUGAUUUGAAUAAAAGAAAUGCCAAAACUACUUCAUUUUAAAGCAAUGCUGUAUCAAACAACACGAAAGGCUAUUAUGUGUCUUACACAAUGACCAGAAACCUAAAACAAGUACCUAAAUUCUUCUGAAAUAGGACAACAAGGUUUUGCUUUCGCCCGCUCGUGUUUUUAAACAAAAUUCAUGUUCUUUUUCCACUUGCUCCAAAAUCUGACUACACGUAACUUUUUUUUUGAGUUGCCUUCGAAAAAUAUUUUCAUAAGAUUUUAACUUUCUCAUGAUCUUCUCUAGUAACAUAAAUAACCAGUAUGCAUUUCUUUUCAUAAAUGAAUCUCUCAAAUUUGACAACUUGAUUGUUUUAUUUUUGGAAGGGGUAAAACUGGGAACACUUGAAUGUCCGAUUUCUUUUCUGAUAUUUUUAGCACAAAGUGCGCAAAAGGAGCUUUUAUAAUCACUCUGUGCCUGAUGUCAGUUGAGUUAGGCAACAUUUUGUAUCAACCAACAAGAUAUCUUCUCUAUCUGGGGCAAAUACCGGCCACACUCCUGGGGUUACUGGUUUAACAUAAACACUUCUUUUCAAUUUUUCAAUGCUCAUAGCUUAUGUAUUGGCCAUGUAGCAUUGACUUGCUUAACAUUAUCUUAUUAUUUAAAAAGAUAUAAAAAAAAUCAUGUCUUAUUCUAUCCAAUAUAUUCUAUUAUUAUGAAGCAAAAUUUAUCAAUAUAUUUACCUAGUUCUUGAUGUCAGACAUUCAAUUUUAAUACAAUGUAUGGUAAUAAUGUCUCGAAAAGGAAGAGUCUCAUGUUUCCGUCCUUAAGUUUCGGAACAGUAAUUAGACCGUUUCUCAAUCUCAUAUCUUUGGGUUUCAUAAAUUGAACUCCUUUUGAUGUAAAAUUAAUAUAUCAUGAAAGUAUGUUUCGUAUGUAAACCUAAACCACUUUGGAAAGUUUUUGUCAUAUAAUUUAUUAUGUAUAUUGCUUUGAAAAUCAAUAGCAAAGACUUUCUGAGGUACUGUGUAAGCAAAAGCACACUUGUGGAGAUAAAAUUUAAACACUCAAAACUACUAAAAAUAGGGCGUUUCAUCACAGAAAUGCCAUUUUUACCAUAUUUGGAGUACACUGGAAACUCACCCAGGCAUGCUGUUGCUUCUGAGUACUAGUCUUUUAGUUACAUUGUUAAACUUAUAGCUAUUAAUAAUAUUAACACUAUUGUUAUAUUUUGAAUGUGGAAAUGUGAUGAACUCUUAAUGAAUAAUGAAUUUAUGAACAACUAUUUCUGCUCCUUGUAUAUAUUGUUUGUAUUGAGAUUAAAUGAUUGGAUUAAUAGUUA
Mya arenaria is the source of this 5753-nucleotide messenger RNA. Its product is annotated as tubulin gamma-1 chain. Lineage: Eukaryota; Metazoa; Mollusca; Bivalvia; Myida; Myidae. The record is from RefSeq and is a predicted model, not a curated record. The coding region runs from base 93 to 1460 and encodes 455 amino acids. Gene Ontology annotation, cellular component: microtubule; cytoplasm; centrosome. The transcript is spliced from 12 exons. Gene Ontology annotation, molecular function: structural constituent of cytoskeleton; GTP binding. Gene Ontology annotation, biological process: cytoplasmic microtubule organization; microtubule nucleation; meiotic spindle organization.